AUGAACAUUUAUGUUGGCGCGUCAGCAGCGGCACUACCAGUUCGAUCGGGUAAUCGAUCAGGCGUUUACGACGCCCAGCCAGCAAGUAAGCCGCCUGGGGUUGAGCGACUGGCUAACGCUAAGGCGGCUGCGGCGGCGCUGCGACUACAACUGCCGCUGCUUUGCUGGUCCCGAGGCGUCUUUUUGGUGCACUCAACAAGCUGCAUGCUGUCAGACAAGUUAACAAAUCUGGUCAAUUGCGGUAAAUGUUGCAGUUUCGGUAGAACACAUUCAUUAUAUUUGCGGCUUUGUGCCACAUUCAUUACAUUUUACUCAAUGAGCUGCAUGUGACGAACUCCGUGCACUUGAAUGGCUUGAUGAUUAAAGCGUAUACAUAUCGACGAACAGGCGCACAGAUGGUAAGAUGACAGAUUGAUGUCCAUCUGUAAGUACGAAGUUAGCCGCAACAGUGACAUGUGGCACGGAAUUAAUCGAUAUUUGCUUCUAUUCAGCCUUUUCAAUACAGAAAGGUUGCUGAUCAGCA
Molecule: messenger RNA, 523 nt
Organism: Anastrepha obliqua
Lineage: Eukaryota; Metazoa; Arthropoda; Insecta; Diptera; Tephritidae
Exons: 4
Coding region: 1-330 (109 amino acids)
Source: RefSeq, a predicted model, not a curated record